Trematosphaeria pertusa is the source of this 1212-nucleotide messenger RNA. RefSeq lists its product as uncharacterized. The coding region runs from base 1 to 1212 and encodes 403 amino acids. Gene Ontology annotation, molecular function: glycosyltransferase activity. The transcript is spliced from 3 exons. Gene Ontology annotation, cellular component: Golgi membrane. The record is from RefSeq and is a predicted model, not a curated record. NCBI's taxonomy places the organism in Eukaryota, Fungi, Ascomycota, Dothideomycetes, Pleosporales, Trematosphaeriaceae. Gene Ontology annotation, biological process: protein N-linked glycosylation.
AUGUCCGCCGCGCCCAAUUAUUCGUACUCCAGCCUUGCCAAUAUGGGUCCGCAAGGCCGGUGGCGGCGCGUGCUGUUCAUCGCCCUCAUCCCGACGCUGUGUGCGUUCGUUUACUACGCAUACGGGUCGAGUUACCUGCCGUCCACCUUCAAGCCCUCGCAAUACCCAUACCAGCACAAUGUGUCCCUCCCCGCCGACGACGUAUCCAUGUCGACCGUCAUCAAAGCCCUUUACGGCCCUAUACUGCACCCCGUCGACGCCGCGAAUUUCACCGAUGAAGACGGAGACACACACCAUCUACCCGGCGAGCCGCGUUUCAAGGAGAGAUUGGGGAAGCGGGUGCUGGUAUUGGAUAUUGAUAGCAGACCGCUGACGGGCGAUGGGCAGCUCAUGAACCAAGAGCUGAAGUGGAAGGGCAUGCGCCCGUUGUCGGCGGGCAUGCUGAGCCACUACAUGUACGCAAUGAUCCACGGUUACGACUACAAGUUCAUCCGCGCACCCGAUUACACCGACCGCUGGGGGACAUGGGUGAAGGUACCUAUGAUGAAAGAAGCCCUUAAAACGCACGACUACAUCGUGUUCAUGGACUCAGACGUCAUGUUCCACUACCCGCACCUCCCGCUCGAAUGGCUCCUGAACUACUGGAAUAUGACUCAGGACACGCUGGCCAUGAUGUCCAUCGACCCCGACGAACCGCAGAACUACGACGCAAAAGGCAACCGAUACCUGAACACCGGAUUCGUGAUAGCGCAACAGAGCAAGCGCACGCAGGAGAUGUACAAGGCAUGGGCCGAAUGCCCGUCGGAGAACCGCUACACUGGCUGCUCGAGAUGGAAGCUGGACUGGGCGCAUGAGCAGGCCGCGUUUGGAAACUACAUCCGCUACGACUUCGACCGGCCCGACGAUAUCAGGGUACUGCCCUGCGUAGAAGCCAAUGGCGCACCUGAGGCUGUCAACCGAGGUGGCUGCAAAGGCAUCUUCGUGCGCCACUUCUGGGUCGACAAGGGCCUGCUCUCGAAAGGCCUUGCCGACUCAGUCAUGCAGUACUUCCUUCCCCGACUACACCAGCUCUACCACCAAACCGCGUCAGAACACAUCGUCGACGCGAAAGGCUACAGGCUAAAGGGUGCCGAGCUGAUCGAGAUGACGCCCGAAGAGCAGGAGCAGCUGAAGAAGGACCAAGGCAAGAACCAGAAAGACGAAGGAUUCUAA